Molecule: messenger RNA, 2252 nt
Organism: Hipposideros armiger (great roundleaf bat)
Lineage: Eukaryota; Metazoa; Chordata; Mammalia; Chiroptera; Hipposideridae
Gene: HPS5
Product: HPS5 biogenesis of lysosomal organelles complex 2 subunit 2
Exons: 15
Coding region: 1-2217 (738 amino acids)
Biological process (GO): developmental pigmentation
Cellular component (GO): cytoplasm
Molecular function (GO): protein binding
Source: RefSeq, a predicted model, not a curated record
AUGCAGUGUCCAACUGGGCAUGAGUGUACGAGCAUGCAUGUGUCUCGGAAAUGGUUGGCUUUGGGCAGUUCAGGAGGAGGUCUCAAUCUUAUUCAAAAAGAAGGCUGGAAGCACAGGCUUUUUCUUUCACACAAGGAAGGUGCAAUUUCUCAGGUUGCCUGUUGUUUACAUGAUGAUGAUUAUGUUGCUGUAGCUACCAGUCAAGGUCUUGUGGUUGUUUGGGAAUUGAAUCAGGAGCGUCGUGGGAAACCAGAACGAAUUUGUGUGUCUUCAGAACAUAAAGGCCGAAAAGUUACAGCUCUCUGUUGGGACACAGCUAUUCUUAGAGUUUUUGUAGGUGAUCACAUGGGGAAAGUUUCUGCCAUCAAACUCAACACUUCUAAACAAGUGAAGUUUCAACUUUCUGGCUACAUGACUUUUGUGCCAGUGAUAGUGGAGUCCUACAGCCAUGUUCUUGCAGAGUUUGAGUCUCUGGAUCCAUUACUUUCAGCGCUGAGGCUGGACUCCAGUCGUCUAAAGGAUGAUAUUCAGGAUGUGGCAGUCUGCAAGAAUGAGCUGUUCUGUUUGCACCUAAAUGGGAAAAUCUCACAUCUUUCCCUCGUAUCUGUGGAACGCUGUGUGGAACGCCUGUUAAGGAAAGGCCUGUGGACCCUGGCUGCUCACACUUUAUGUCUUUUCCAAAAUUCUGUCAUUGCCAGCCGAGGAAGAAAAUCUUUGACUGUAGAUAAAUUGGAGCAUUUGAAAUCUCAGUUGGAUCUCACCACCUCUAGUGAUCUGAUUUCUCAACUGGAAGAAUUGAUCUUAAAAUUUGAACCUUUGGAUUCAGCUUGUAGCAGUAGAAGAAGUUCCAUUUCAUCACAUGAAAGUUUCAGCAUCUUGGACUCUGGUAUUUAUCGUAUCAUUAGUAGUAGAAGAGGCAGUCAAUCGGAUGAAGACUCCUGUUCCCUUCACAGCCAGACCCUCUCAGAAGAUGAGAGACUUAAAGAAUUCACCUCACACCCAGAAGAGGAGCAACCCGAUCAGUGUUGCAGCUUACUCGGAAAUGAAGACAAUGUUUCUCAUGGUCCAGUGACGUGUGAGACAGAUAAGAAUGAAACUUUUCUCCCCUUCGGCAUUCCAUUAUCAUUUCGCUCUCCAUCUCCUCUUGUGUCUCUUCAGGCUGUCAAGGACAGUGUUUCUAGUUUUGUGCGUAAAACUACUGAGAAGAUUGGCACCCUUCAUACAAGCCCUGAUCUGAAAGUGAGAGCAGAACCCAGGGGAGAUGACCAGUCAUGUGAAGAGGAUGUGAAUCCAGUCACCUGCCCAAAGGAGGAAGACACUGAGGUAAAAAAAGAAGAAGUAACUAGUCAACCUCCUGAAGAAGAUAAGUUCCAAGAGCUUAAAGUAGCUACAGCAGAAGCAAUGACAAAGCUACAGGACCCAAUGGUUUUAUUUGAAUCCAAGUCUCUGAGAAUGACUUUACAGGAGUGGCUUUCACAGUUAGAAAAAACUUUUGCCAUGAAGGACUUUUCAGGCAUUUCAGAUACUGGCACUUCAUCUAUGACAUCGAACCAGGAUGUGCUACUGCUUGAUGAGUCAAAAAAGGGAAUAUUAGAUGAAGAUAAUGAAAAAGAAAACGGACACUCUUUAGGCAAUGAAGAAACUGUUAAUCAAACAGCACAUGAAUCUGUAAAUAGUCUGAGGGAGCCCUUGGAUGACGUUUUUCGAGUAUGUUCUCCAUGCCACAUAGCAAACGGCCUCCAGAAGGACCUGGCUGAAUUGACAACGUUGUGUUUGGAAUUGAAUGUAUUGAACUCUGAGGUCAGAAGCACAAGUGGACAUGUAGACCACACUUUGCAACAGUGCACUCCUGAAAUUCUUGCUUGUCAGUUCCUAAAGAAGUACUUUUUUCUCCUGGACUUGAAGAGAGCAAAGGAGAGUAUCAAGCUUAGUUACACUAACAGUUCUUGUGUUUGGGAUACUUUUAUUGAAGGAUUGAAAGAAAUGGCAAGUUCCAAUCCUACAUAUAUGGAGAUGGAAGAAGGAGAUCUACCAACAAGAUUAAAGUUAGUGGAUGACUCAGUCCCCUUUGACAGUCCUUUAUUGAUUGCCUAUGCUACCCAUUUCUGGCCUGGAUAUCUUACUCUCUGUUUGGAGCUGGAGAGAAGAAGAGAGGCCUUCACCAACAUUGUGUAUCUGAAUGACAUGAGCCUGAUGGAAGGGGACAAUGGUAUGUAAAUCCCAAUUGGUUACUCUUGGUUGUAGUAUUUUAG